CCUCAGGCCUCCAGACCCGGGCUCCACGAAGCAGCCUUUCCAGGACUACUGCCCUUCAAGGAAAACAGAUGACUGCAUGCACAAGCAAUAUAGUUCUGAAGCAACUGUUAUCUCAGGGAGAAAGCUGGCUGCCCAGGUCUGUGAGGAGAUACAACGGGACGUAGAAUGUUGGCUUGCCCUUGGAAACAAGAGGCCUCAUCUCACAGUGGUUGUUGUAGGAGACAAUCCGGCCAGUCACACCUAUGUAAGAAAUAAAGUAAAAGCAGCAGCAGCUGUAGGCAUUUCUAGUGAAAUAAUACUGAAGCCUAAGAAUAUUUCUCAGGAAGAGCUUUUAGAUCUAACUUCCAAACUAAACAAGGAUUCAAGAGUCAGUGGCAUAUUAGUCCAGUUACCUCUGCCAGAGCACAUUGAUGAAAGAACUGUGUGCAACACAGUUGCACCUGAAAAAGAUGUGGAUGGAUUCCAUAUUUUCAAUGUUGGCCGACUGUGUCUUGACCAGCCUUCUAUUAUACCUGCCACUGCUGCUGCUGUUUGGGAAAUAAUAAAGAGGACAGGUAUACCAACAUUUGGAAGAAAUGUUGUUGUAGCUGGAAGAUCAAAGAAUGUUGGAAUGCCAAUUUCAAUGCUUUUGCAUCUGAUGGGACAUGAAAGGCCAGGAGGUGAUGCUACAGUGACAAUUACUCACAGAUACACACCGAAAGAUCAGCUGGAGAUCCAUACCCACCUUGCUGAUAUUGUAAUUGUUGCUGCAGGUAUUCCAAAGCUGAUUACUUCUGAUAUGGUUAAAGAAGGAGCAGUAGUGAUUGAUGUUGGUAUCAACCACAUCCAAGAUCCUGUCACAAGAAAGACCAAGUUAGUUGGGGAUGUGGACUUUGAAGAGGUGAAAAAGAAAGCAGGCUUCAUUACCCCUGUGCCAGGAGGUGUAGGACCAAUGACAGUUGCCAUGCUGCUGAAGAAUACACUCAUUGCUGCAAAGAAGCUUAUUCAUUGAAAUUUAGAUUCAUGUAAUUCUAUUUAUGUAUACAUAAAUGUUAUUUUUAUUACAAAAAUAUUUAUUUCUAAAUUGUAUUUAUUUAUGUAAGUAUACCGACAGUUCACUUGUUUGCAAGUUUACACUGCAAAAUGUGCAUCUUUUGACUUGAUGUAUGAAUUGGUGUAAUUUCUGAAGCACUUGGUCCAAACCUAACUUGAGUUGUUCCAUUUUUGUCAAAUGUUAGUGGGAACUGUCUUCCAGAAGAAAGUAAAAUGUGAAUAUGUGCACAAUGCCAUUGUAGUGUAUGAUAAUAAAGGGCUCAUACUUUAGCAACCUUAUGCACAGAAAGGGAAACCCUCAAACAUGCAGGCAUACUCAUUGUGGGGCAUUCAUUGCUAGAAACAAAUCUAGAACUUUUGUCUGGAAAUCCAGAUUUUGAUAGCUGGACAGAUUUGAAGAUACCGCAGAUGAAGUAAACUGCAUGUAGAUUUUUAAGCAUGCUUUGUAUUUGCUAUUGCUUUGAUCCUGACUGAACUGUGUACUGAUAUUAGGUUGGCUGCACUUCAUAGCAAUCCUCAUCUACCUCUAGCUUGGCUUUCACAACCCAAGACAUGACAUUAGUCACAUUCCCAUUUCCGGAGAUGAAAGGACAGGAAAACUUUGUUUAAAAAAAGGGGAAAGGAAAUAUAUUUAGUGUUAUGGGACUUUAAGGAUUUGAAAAGUUGAUUGUCCAUAUUUCUAUGCAAGUGAAAUGUUACAGUAUGUUCAAACAUACAGUAUUACCCAAAAUUGCUGAAAGUCAAACUAUUGAUGAAAAAUCUGCCUAAAAUGUUGGUUGAGUUCAAAUUUGUACUUGUCUAAAUUUCUUUAUUCUAACUAAAGAGGAGAGACUUACUCAGUAACUGUUGCUGUAAUUCCAUGCUAAUGCUUAUAUGAACCCAAAUCAGAAGAUUUCCUUCAAAUAAAAUGUUUCAACAAUAAAUAAUGAUAAAUCUA
Messenger RNA from Sceloporus undulatus (fence lizard), 1969 nucleotides. It is a transcript of the gene MTHFD2L, whose product is annotated as methylenetetrahydrofolate dehydrogenase (NADP+ dependent) 2 like. Gene Ontology annotation, biological process: tetrahydrofolate interconversion. Gene Ontology annotation, cellular component: mitochondrion. Gene Ontology annotation, molecular function: methylenetetrahydrofolate dehydrogenase (NAD+) activity; methylenetetrahydrofolate dehydrogenase (NADP+) activity; methenyltetrahydrofolate cyclohydrolase activity. NCBI's taxonomy places the organism in Eukaryota, Metazoa, Chordata, Lepidosauria, Squamata, Phrynosomatidae. The record is from RefSeq and is a predicted model, not a curated record.